GCUCAUAGUGAUUAGAGAGCGCUGCUGGUUCAAAUUGACUGAACUAUCAUUCAGCAGCGACACAAUGGAGGAGGGCACGGCUCAGACACACUGCUGAGAGACUUAUCUCUACCUUCACACCGUGCAGCUCUACGGAUACUACUUGGGAUAGCCUUGUUUUUUUCUGUGCAACUUUUUCUUCUGCGAGAUUGCAUUCGGAAAUUGAGUUGCAUCACACAAGAGGUCACCAUGCCUCCCACGACCCCGUAUGCUGGAAAGUUCAGCUCUUGCGCUGCCUUCAGCAGCAACAACAACCACCCUCAGCCUCACAGCCCGUACCACAGCUGCACCGCCCCGAAGCCAGCCAAGGAGAACCUCUACAACGGCACCUACUCCUCGGCGGAGAACCCCUACGACGUGCCCCAGCCUCACGGUUCGUACCGCAGCUCCUCCGUCUCCUCGGCGACGGCCAGGGAGCAUCACUACAACAGCAGCUGCUCGGUCUCGGAGAACCCGUACACGGCGCCGCAGCCUCACAGCCCGCGACAACACAGCACUUCCUGUCCUGGACGGGCGUACCGUCACACCAGCAGCAGCAGCAGCAGCGAGCAGUCUUGCCGUAAUAACUCCGUGACAGGGAAAGGGCGAGUUUACGGACAUGGCGUCACCGCGAGCUAUGGGGAGAUGUGUUACCAUGACAACAGUUUGGUUUCAGCGUCCCUUGAGGCGCUGAUCCAGCACCUGGUUCCAACAGUCGACUACUACCCUGACAGGUCGUAUGUAUUCACCUUCCUGCUAAGUUCACGCCUCUUCCUGCACCCGUAUGAGCUCAUGACAAGGGUUUGUCACCUAUGUGUGGAGCAGCAGCGGUCUGGAGACACCCUGCUGGAUAAGAUCCGUUUCCGCGAGGUGGCUCCGAAGCUGGUGCAGCUGCUGACCGAGUGGACAGAGACGUUCCCUUACGACUUCAGGGACGAGAGGAUGAUGCGUUGCCUCAAGGACAUGACUCACCAUGUGGCCCGGGGGGACGAGUACUCCUGGCGAGCCAUGCAGCAGAUGACGCAGCGUCUGAUCAAACGCCUCUCUGCCCUGGGCCAGUAUGAGGAGGCCGUUGCCGCGCUAAACGCUGUGGCACUGGAGCGGCCCGCCUCCCUGAAAAGCAAACAGGCCUCCGGACAGCGCAGCGACGUCAUGAGCGUCUGUGAUGACCCCUUCAUUUUAGCCCAGCAGCUCACACACAUUGAGCUGGACAGAUUAAGUUUUAUUGGUCCAGAGGAGUUCAUCCAAACAUUUGCCAUGAAGGAUCCUCUGGAGAACCAUAAGGGUUUCUUCCGGAAGCGUAAAACCAGUAACCUGGAGGCCUACGUUAACUGGUUCAACAGACUGAGUUACCUGGUGGCCACAGAGAUCUGCAUGCCGGUGAAGAAGAAACACAGAGCACGGAUCAUCGAGUUCUUCAUUGAUGUGGCUCAGGAGUGUUUCAACAUCGGCAACUUCAACUCUCUCAUGGCAAUCAUCACUGGCAUGAACAUGAGUCCUGUUGCAAGACUGAGGAAAACCUGGAGUAAAGUCAACACUGACAAGUUUGAAAUCCUGGAGCACCAGAUGGACCCUUCAAGUAACUUCACCAACUACCGCACUGCGCUCCGCGGUGCCACCCAGAGGUCUGAGACCGCACACAGCAGCCAGGAGAAGAUUGUGAUUCCUUUCUUCAGUCUGCUCAUUAAAGACAUCUACUUCCUGAAUGAAGGCUGUGCCAGCAGGCUGCCUAAUGGACACAUCAACUUUGAGAAACUAUGGGAGCUUGCAAAGCAGGUGAGCGAGUUUCUGGUUUGGCGUCAGGUGGUUUGUCCAUUUGACAGAGACCGCCGGAUCCUCCAAUGCCUCGUCACCACACCUGUCUUCACAGAAGACGAGCUGCAUCUGGCCUCAUACGAGAGUGAAGGACCUGAGAAUAACAUGGAGAAAGACAGUCGGAGGUCUCUUAGAUCUUCCCUGCUUCAUCGAGAGAACCGGUCAUAAGCGUACGACAGAGAAUGACAAUCCCUUUCACUCUUCAGACUGUAAAUAAACAGGGUGUUAAAGGCUACAAGUUUCUCCAAAGUGUCUCAUGAAAUGGACCCUUUUUACACUCCCAUGUUCCCAACUCGAAGCUGUGGGUCAAAUAUGGAUCUGCAGGGCGACAAACGCAGCUGAGCCCGUGUUCUCACAGAUCAACAGAAGAUAGUUCAGUUUUUUCCUUUGAGCUCUUAGUAAGCAUGAACGACGCUUAAAUCAGAUACUGAUGAGAAUCAUCCAGUAUCAUCCAGCCAAAGGACCUCUUUAUUGGAUUAGUAAUAUAAUCCUCUGCCUUGCAAGCAUUCAGACUUUUUUUUUCAAAUUGAUUCCAAAGAAGAUCUUGGAUUACAGAUCAUCAGCGGUGGUUCUUUGACAGAAGCUCUGCCCAAGGCACUUACGGGAUUUCAGAUGACUACAGAAGUUAUUAAGAAAAAAAAACUUUGGAAGCAUGAAGAGUCUGUUUUGACUCUGCAUGGGACAAAUAUGGACUGGUCUGCUUAUAUAACAACAUUAGCACUGCUUCUCUUCUCUCUAAGAAACCUCAGAGAGAGGAGAGAGACACUCUCCGAGGAAGAGUUGAUUAUCAUCGACCUCUGCUAUAAGUGACAGGCUAACAACGGCUUGUAGAAGUGUUGUCUGCAUUGUUGUCUUGUUGAGUGCAUGCUUUUUAUGCAAACACCUUGAUCAUAAGCUGCCCAACAACCUCGUUUCACUCCAAUUUCCUCCAACACCGAUUUCCAGCUAUCCCACAGGCAUUUGAGACUUUUAUCUUUAUACAAACUCAUCAUGCAACUAAUAAUACAUCAGCUACAUAUCAAGACUCUGCAUCAAUCACAUGCUAUGUGGCUCCAAACACGUUUCGACAAUGUGCACUCUGACUGCCUUUUGGUGAUGCAAGGUGAUUGUGAUUGGCAAAAUCCUGUUAAUCAUGCGAGCUAGUUUAAACUGCACUUCAGUGGGUUUUUUGUGUUUUUGUAAAAUGGGAUUUGGUGACUCCUAUUAUUAGGUGUCUUGCUAAACAGUAUUACGUUGUAUUUUGUAUCAAUGUGUUUUUAUCUUUAUUAUCUCUUUAAGUGUUACUUUGAGGUAAUUGCUGGUUGGCUGGCUCUGUUUUGGUAAGCUAUUUUUCUCAAUGCUACAGCAGAUGUAUGACAAGAGUGUUUCUGGGUCUGAAUGAAGUAUAUUUGUGUGUAUGUGCAGAAUCCACAGGAGCGUCGUCCUCUACCCUGUGAGGGUGCGAGUGUGAUGUGAUCCUCUAAAUUCUGCCUUUUUUCGAAAUAAAUGUGACGCUAUUUUUAUGUUUUAAAAAAAAAAGCUCAUUUUAUGUUUCAUUUUAUAAGUGUUUUCCAUGGAAGAUUCAAUCUUUUUCUUGUGUAUCAUUUGUGUAACCGGUCAGGGUACUUGUACUGAAGGUCUUUGUGUAAAGAGAAUUCUAUUUUUUUUCCCCUGAAAUAAACAAAAGAACUCAA
This is a messenger RNA of Labrus mixtus (cuckoo wrasse), 3506 nucleotides long. RefSeq names its product ras-GEF domain-containing family member 1B-B-like. The transcript is spliced from 14 exons. Gene Ontology annotation, biological process: positive regulation of GTPase activity; Ras protein signal transduction. Bases 229 to 2001 code for a protein of 590 amino acids. The record is from RefSeq and is a predicted model, not a curated record. Gene Ontology annotation, molecular function: guanyl-nucleotide exchange factor activity. NCBI's taxonomy places the organism in Eukaryota, Metazoa, Chordata, Actinopteri, Labriformes, Labridae. Gene Ontology annotation, cellular component: plasma membrane.